GUCUCGGUCUCACGGCUCUUCAUCUACCUGCUGCGCGCUCCUCUUCCUCCUCCUCAUGAUUGGCUCUCUGCGCUGAAAUCUCCGUGAAUGAUUUCAAACCCGAGUGUUUGGACUCGGAGGAGGGGGCGGCUGCUAAUUCCGAGCUAGCAGGGUGGGAAAGGCUUCAAUCCUGCGUCCGCCAACACAGCAACCUCGGCAAAGAGGCUUAUCGCGCUGCCGUCGCUGGGAAGGGAGAAAGACAGAAAAUCUCUGUUCGGCUCCGGGUUGUUUCUACGCGCUUUUUCUGUUUGUGUUCACGUCGCUUGAAUGGAGCGAAGACUGCGCACAUUGGACUUGUAAGCUGUGUUGACAGUCGCUACAAUUGAACCCCGAAAUUUUAAAUCUGUGGCUUGUUAUAUUUUAAGCCUUUUUUGAGAGUGAUAUAGCAGCACGUUUCUUCAAUUUCGUUCAGCAUUUCUGUCAGCCAUGAUUCUGAAGCCGAUCCAGCGUUUGCAGCUCGGUUAGUCCUCGGUUUUUAAAGUCGAUUAUUUUAAAGAGCUGAGACCGUCAUGGCGAAGAAUCCGUCCGAAUCAGCCGGGGAUGACCUCGGCCAGCUGACGGACGAGGAGCUGCUCCGGUGCAGCAAAGAGGAGCUCCUCCGGAGACUGAGGCGGGUGGACGGGGAGAAGAUGAACCUGAUGAUCGAGCAUGGGAACAUGAUGAAGGACAUCAACCGCCGGCUACAGGUGCAUCUGCACGAGAUCCGCAGCCUGAAGGAGAUCAACCAGAAGCUGCAAGACGACAACCAUGAGCUCCGGGAGCUCUGCUGCUUCCUGGACGAUGACCGGCAGAAGGGUAAGAAGCUGUCCCGGGAGUGGCAGCGCUUUGGCCGCUACACCGCCAGCGCCAUGUGGAAGGAGGUGGGCUCCUACAUGAUGAAGCUGAAGGAGCUGGAGGCCAACCAGGAGACCGUCCUGAGGGAGAACUCGGAGCUGAAGGAGAUCAUCCUCAUGUUGGAUGAGGACAGGAAUGGAGCGGGCUCCAGGAGCUCCAUAGACAGUCAGUCCAGUUUGACCAACUUGAAUGGGGGCACUGGAACAGUCAGGGAUGUUGGGGACGGAAGCAGCACCUCCAGCACAGGUAGCGCAGGCAGUCCGGAUCACCACAACCACAUACACAAACCUGCCACGGAGAACAGUAAGAUGGGCCCCACCAUGAGGAGGUCCAUGGAUGACUUGUCAGCGCCCCACCAUCAUCGGAGCAUCCCCAACGGACUCAAUGAUUCUUCCUCCAACUACAUCCGGCAGCUGGAGACUAAAGUUCGCAUCCUGGAGGACGACAACAACAAGCUCCUCUCGCAGGCUCAUAGCCGGUAUAGCUUAUCACAGAUACAGACCAAGAAGUGUAACCCAGGUGACCUGAGAGCCCUCAGGAAGGGGAUGACCCUCUACCACUCUGAGUCCCAGCUGUCCUCACUACCGCAGCGACAGGAAGCCAUGCACAUGGGUCGCCUCCCAAACAGCGAGUCCUCUCCAGCCACUGGCUACUUGUCCUGUGUCCAGAAGCCUGAAGCGGUGGUCCAUGCCAUGAAGGUGCUGGAGGUGCAUGAGAAUUUGGACAAGCAAGCGCCGGAGGACUAUGAAGACGAUCUCAGUGAGAAAGAGAAGGCCAUUGUGCGAGAGAUGUGCAACGUGGUGUGGAGGAAGCUGGGUGAUGCUGCUGGAUCAAAGCUGUCCAUCAGACAGCAUCUCUCUGGGAACCAGUUCAAAGGACCGCUGUAGCACAACAACCACAUCCACUGGAGCUACGCUCACCUGAAAACACCUCGUGCUCCCUGCGUCCGAGUCCUCCCCGUCCCCUGGAGGCCGUCUCCAUGGACCCUUUAGUCUGCACUACGCUCCACUGGCGUCAGGUUUUGGAGAAUUGGCAGCUAGUUUUACAGAUAUGCCACUUUUUCCUCAAGUUUUUUUUUUUCUUUGAACAUUCACAACAAAACAUUGAAGCGACACUAAACCACCACGUGGUUUUAAGCACAGGACUGGAGAGAUCGAGGUGGUCUUUUAGGAUUAGUACCUCCAGUAGUGUCACCCUACUAAUGGCAAAAGCAGAUAUAGCAUUAGGCCUUCGCUGUACGCUACACAACCAUGGUGAAAUGUCUUCAAAUCAGAGCUCCCAUAGCGCACCACAACAGUUUAUUUUUUGUUUUUUUGGCCUCCUUUUUGAUUGGCGUACGGCGGGCUAGCGUGAAUCCCACUGUGACCUAGCACCUUCUGCUCAUAAAGUUUAUGAAAAGUCUAGCGAUCACUGUUAACUUGUGUAUAUUCUGUAUAAACCAUAGCACUACUUCAUUGUUGAUUUUACGAUCAUGUCUUUUGUACUCUAGCGUGGCCAUGUGAUCAACGACUUAGUUCAAGUGAACAUCGACGGGACCUUGAGGUUCUUUCCAUUAACUCUCUGAACAUAUACGGAGAGCACUCCGAAUAGCCAGUUUACUGUUCUUAACUGUAUGCUGUGUGCAUGCUCGACAAUCAUUCUCUCAGGUUCGGAGGGCUACAGCUUUACCUUUUCCCCGUUUGAGUGCGGCGCGUGGCGGAGACGAAUGAUCCUCAGUGGGCUGUAGCAUCUACCUGUGACUCCUCUCUUCUCGACACACAGUCAAACACCGCUCAAACACACUUGCUGAACCAUAGAUUUGUUAAGGCCAAACUCUAGUUUACUCCUCUGUAUAUGAAGUAUUUUUGAUUUCUACUUGAGCGUAGACUCAGCAUGUGUGUUGAGGCGGUACAUGCUUUUGUUAGAAUGUAAGAGAACAAGUCUUCCUCUAGAUGUCUCAUGAAAAGAACUCUCGAUGUCAGAACAGUUUGUCCAAGUAUUUAUUCCUGCAACAGAAACUGAGCAGUGCGUGUAACAGCCAUCCGCUCAGGUUCUUCAUCAUCUCUACCCAUAAAUGUUCCAAAUUAGAACAUUAGCGAGGUGGCCAUUCUCUCAUGCGAUGAGUCGAAAUUCAAUGUCUUUUAAAAGUGUCCUUUUUUUCUAGGAACCGAUUGGAAGCCAUGACUUUCUAUAUGCUAUUUGAUUUAAAUAAUAAGGAGGAUAAUAAUAAUAUCGUGCCACGUUUCUCUGCAUGGUGUUUUGAUUUGGAACCCAGUUUUUUCUAAGUGUUUUACUGCAGAAUCCUAAAAUCUACAGUGCAAGUAUUAAUAAUUCCCUGUAGAAUUUAGCACGUCUGUACCUUUAUAAUGUGUUUCACUUGCAGAUUAUUAUUGGCAAGCAAGACAAAUAGGCCACUUUUAGAGAAAAGAAAAUAAAGCUGAUUUUAUCGACGACUGUCGUCUUCGUUGUUUUUGAAACGGUGCGGGUGUGUGAGCGAGUGGAUGCUGCCCCCUUUCGGUGGAGAAGUGUAGUGACUUAAAAAAAAAAGUGUUUUUUUAUUUUGCUAAAUAAACCACAUGGCGACUCAAAAGAUAUUCUGACUCAGACAACUCCAGAUAUAUUACCUCUGGAUCCUCAUUCCA
This is a messenger RNA of Synchiropus splendidus (mandarinfish), 3494 nucleotides long. It is a transcript of the gene ccdc85cb, whose product is annotated as coiled-coil domain containing 85C, b. The transcript is spliced from 7 exons. NCBI's taxonomy places the organism in Eukaryota, Metazoa, Chordata, Actinopteri, Syngnathiformes, Callionymidae. Bases 549 to 1760 code for a protein of 403 amino acids. The record is from RefSeq and is a predicted model, not a curated record. Gene Ontology annotation, cellular component: apical junction complex.